This is a messenger RNA of Adineta ricciae, 1221 nucleotides long. The record is from the annotation of a GenBank genome assembly. NCBI's taxonomy places the organism in Eukaryota, Metazoa, Rotifera, Eurotatoria, Adinetida, Adinetidae.
AUGUCAAAAGAUGAUCUAACACCCAAUACCAACGAACUUCUUCAAGAUAUAUUGAACAAAUUGCGAAUCAAAUGCUCAUACUGUAAGGAAAAAAGACUAACUCGAGGUGACUUCGACACUCAUUAUCGCGAGACGUGCCAAGAAGUUGCUGUUCAAUGUUCAUCAGCGAAUGACAAAUGUCCGUGGAAAGGGCCGCGUCGUGAGCUGCAGAAACAUUUGGAAAAAUGUUUUUUCUACCUGUUUAGAGACCAAAUUGCUGAAUCAUAUACUGCUCAACAACAAAUGAACGACAAAAUAGAGCAACUAGCCGCUGAAAAUGCUCGUCAAAAUGGUGUCAUAAUCGAACAGCAAAAACAAUGCCAAUAUGUGCAAAAUCUUUUGGAAAACUUUCAAGCCUCGAUCGCCCAAAUUUUAAAUUGCAUUGAACAAACAUCGGGAAUAGUAGAUCAACAGAAAUAUGAGAAUAGACCUGCCGAAUUUUACUGUGGAUCUACGCCAGAAAUCCAAAACAACCAAAAGAAUCCGAAUCACAGUUCUAUCAACAUCGAUUCGUCACUCGCAAGUGAAACUGUAGGAAAAAAACUAGCACUCAUAUCAACACAAAUCAAUGACGAUUUCGACGAGCAACACCUGAGAGACGAUCGAUGCCCAAGUCAGAAUCAACGUGUAAAUUCAGGCCGUUUUGUUUCCCCCGUAUGUGCACACAUUGAUGUCGCUCGUGAAACGAAUCCUGGUGAGCCUAUCAUUGAACUACCUCAUACCAACCAAAAUUCCCGAGCGUCAGUGGUCCACGAUAUUCACAAAACUACCUCUCCUUCUGAGGCACGCAUUAGACCUUUUGUAAACCCUGAUAUUCAGCCAGCAGUUCUACUCGACCGCCAACAGCCUAUGCUUCAUCUGACUGUUCAGGGUAAUUCCCACUGUGGUAAUGUGAAUAUUAAUAUUGGUGAAAAUACCAAUGCUGGCGGUGGUAUUGAUCAUGGGAGUACUAUUGGACACAAAUAUCCUGAUACAAACACCACGGGAGGCAAUGGUCAAACUGUUAAUAGAAAUCUUGCUCGUCUUGGUAAUCGUUCGCUUCCAGCAAUACCUCGCAAUAAUUUUGGUAUAGCCGAGCACGGAUCAGAUGGUGAUUCAGAAGCUAGCGAUUAUCCUCGAUCUGCCAACGAUCUUUCCGAUCGCUCGUCGAUAAACAGACAUACUGUGAAUCCUUACGUAUAA